Messenger RNA from Canis lupus familiaris (dog), 1862 nucleotides. RefSeq names its product G protein-coupled receptor 34 (gene GPR34). Gene Ontology annotation, biological process: G protein-coupled receptor signaling pathway. The coding region runs from base 311 to 1348 and encodes 345 amino acids. The transcript is spliced from 3 exons. NCBI's taxonomy places the organism in Eukaryota, Metazoa, Chordata, Mammalia, Carnivora, Canidae. Gene Ontology annotation, molecular function: G protein-coupled purinergic nucleotide receptor activity. Gene Ontology annotation, cellular component: membrane. The record is from RefSeq and is a predicted model, not a curated record.
ACAGAAAGACAAGUCUCUGUGUUUAGGGAAGCUUAGUGUUCUGCUUUUACUGCAUGAGAGCCUGACCUCAAUUAAUGCAAUUUUUGAAGCAUGGCCUGAAUGAUUCAGCUGCUACCAAAUCAAACUACAGGGAAAGGUUGCUACCACUGCCAAGUAGGAAAAAUCUGAAGACAUAAAAGCUACACACAAGGAACAUGCCACUUAGCACCUCCACUUUUUGACGCCUACACCGGACAAUGAGAAGUCACAUGUAACAACGGCGACCACUUCAGCCCACAGCUGGCCUUACUCCUCCCAGGAAGUGAUCGUAAUGGCUAACCAAAGCAGUCAUGUCCCAGGAAAUAACUGUUCCAUGGAUGAGAAACUACUCUCUAGCAUGCUAACAAUAUCCUACUCUGUCAUUUUCAUCGUGGGACUAAUUGGAAACAUAAUUGCCCUCUACGUAUUUCUGGGUAUCCACCGCAAAAGAAAUUCCAUACAGAUUUACCUUCUGAAUGUAGCCAUUGCAGAUCUCUUACUGAUCUUCUGCCUGCCUUUCCGAAUAAUGUAUCACAUUAAUGGGAACCAGUGGACACUUGGUGUGAUCCUUUGUAAGGUUGUGGGAACACUAUUUUAUAUGAACAUGUACAUCAGCAUUAUUUUGCUUGGAUUCAUCAGUUUGGAUCGCUACAUAAAAAUUAAUCGGUCUAUACAACAACGGAGGACAACAACAACUAAACAAAGCAUUUACGUUUGCUGUAUAGUAUGGAUAGUUGCUCUUGGUGUAUUUUUAAUUAUGAUUAUUUUAACCCCUAAGAGAAGAGAUCAUGAUUCCACAAUGUGUUUCCAUUAUAGAGAGAAGCGUAAUGCCAAAGGAGAAGCAAUUUUUAACUAUGCCCUUGUGGUAAUGUUUUGGCUAAUUUUCUUUCUAAUAAUCCUUUCAUAUAUUAAGAUCGGCAAGAAUCUACUGAGGAUUUCCAAAAGGAGGUCAAAAUUUCCCAACUCUGGUAAAUAUGCCAAAACAGCCCGGAAUUCCUUUAUCGUACUUAUCAUUUUUACUGUAUGUUUUGUUCCCUAUCAUGCCUUCCGAUUUGUCUAUAUUUCUUCACAGCUAAAUGGGUCUUCUUGCUAUUGGAAGGAAAUCAUUCACAAAACCAACGAGAUCAUGUUGGUUUUCUCAUCUUUCAAUAGCUGCUUAGAUCCAGUCAUGUAUUUCCUGAUGUCCAGUAACAUCCGCAAAAUAAUGUGCCAACUUCUUUCUAGACGAUUUCAAGGGGAAGCAAGCAGAAGUGAAAGUACUUCAGAAUUUAAACCAGGAUAUUCCCUGCAUGAUACAUCUGUUGCAGCUAAAAUUCAGCCUACUUCUUAAAGCACUUGAGGUAAACACAUUAAAAAGAAUGAGAAAAUAUAACCUCUUAAUACCUUAAAGAACUAAAAUUUAUGAAACAAAGCUCUAGCAUUUGCAAAGCUCAGAUCUGCUCAAAGCUCUUUGCUUAUUUGUGAUAUUUCAUUUGCUUAGUUGUAAAAUCUUUCAAGGAAAAGAAAAGUUCAUACUCAUCACUAGAUUUUAAAUCUGUAUGUAAAAUCUUUUCAAAACAUGCUGUUAAACUAAUACUCUUAACAUAGAUUAUAAAGUUACAUGAAAUUUAUGGUUUUAACAACAGAAUAAUUAAAAUGUCAUGGUUUCUCAAACCACUAACAUAGUUACUCAAAAUCAAGCACUUAAUACUAAUUAAAGGUAUGUUUAAAAGUAAGUUAGGGGGAUGCCUGGGUAGCUGAGCGGUUGAGUGUCUGUCUUUGGCUCAGGGUGUGAUCCCAGUUUAGGGAUUGAGUCCCACAUCGGGCUCCCCACAGGAAGCCUGCUUCUCCCUCUGCCUACAUCU